Colletotrichum lupini is the source of this 3141-nucleotide messenger RNA. RefSeq lists its product as uncharacterized. NCBI's taxonomy places the organism in Eukaryota, Fungi, Ascomycota, Sordariomycetes, Glomerellales, Glomerellaceae. The coding region runs from base 1 to 3141 and encodes 1046 amino acids. The transcript is spliced from 22 exons. The record is from RefSeq and is a predicted model, not a curated record.
AUGGACCGCAUCUCGAACCAUGCUGAUACUUUUCCCAUCCCUCCACUGCCCUCUGGGAUUUGGUACGGAAACCCAGAGCUUGGCAUCUGGGCACGGCUGCCAAACCCGACACGAGGUCCCUUUUCCAACCUUCCAUUGUCCAUGUCUCCCCGCUUGUCAGCCUUUUUUGGUCGUCGAGCCUCCCUCCGGCAUGAUCGCAGCUAUCCCGCCAGCCAGGGAACCACGACAACAAGAUCCUCGUUGUCGUCCCAAGAACGCCGAACCCUCGUCUGUACAAGGCGUGAUGGGCGUUCAUGGGUGGGAAUCGUCAAAUUGUUCAACGCCCGCCGUGUAGUUGAUUUAGCACAAGCCCAGCGCUCCCCGAUUCUCUCGAAUCAAGCCAAAGAAUACCUACGCCACUCUACGGAUACAGCAGGCGGCCACAACAGGGGGAGCGUGGUCGGUCAGCUUCUUUUCCCUGCAGAGCCCCAGGGUGAAGGGGGCGAGCCAUCGAUCAACCAUUCCCGUGCGCUAGAAGCCAUGGAAAGAAACGACUCACCCCUCCAUCAACGGGACAAGGACGAAGGAAAGAAAGAAGAGGGGAUGGCGAACGGCGGCUUUGGGAGAGAGAUGGAGGCAAAUCGCAGCGAUUUACGGGAAGACGCACGGAAGGGAAAGUUGCGACAGCUCACAUGCCACAAGGUCAGCACCGGCGCGCAUCGCGAAUUGAACAAGCCACCGCCGCACGCCAGAGGCAAGGAAGGCGUGCGGUGUACCUCACCAGUGGUUGGAGGUCUAGAGAAACAACCAAUCCUCCAAAAGUCGAGGCGAUGGGGUAAGAUGCACACCUCCUACACCCCUCCAACCCCAACCCGCAAUUGCAUUGGCAUUGCUCGCAUUGCUCGCACUCAUGUCCUGGGGAUCAAAAUGCUGUCGGUAAUGCUGGUUUGUACAACGACACACGGCGGCGCGUACAGCACCGACCACGCAAGCUCAGUGCCAGGUCAAGCUCGCUCCGUGAAGGUUAGCUACGGCCGAUCCAUUGUAAAUUGCCUCAAUCACAGCAACCUGACCAUUCUGGCUCUUUUCUGCCUGGUGGUAAUGGCGGUGGUGUUGAGUUCUUGUUUCUUGUGUAAUGCUGAAGUCGUGACUUUUAAGGAUGGCUGUGGCAUGGAGAACAAGCAGCGAGAAGGCAAGUUUACCCUUCCUUUAGUCACCCAUUCGCGUACAACGUCCCACGAACAUCGAUAUGAACAAGCAGACUACCCGUCUCUGCGAUCUAGGGCCCCCCCUCUUUCACGCUACCCAAGUACAAGCCACACGUUGCUCUUCCUUCUCUCUUUCUGUCCCUCCCUCUAUCUACUGUGUAACUCCUGCCUAACCUUGCCCACGUUGCACGCGGCGGAAUCGGCGGACGGCGCGACUGCACGAUGGACAGGCCCUGCUUCACACCGUCAUCCCCCCUCUCUCUUUUUCCCCCUCUUCCCCAAUUUCCCAAAAUCAAAUAUGCGGUCGCCUUGCCAGGCGCCUCGUCGGCUUGUGGCCUUUCCGCCUUGCGAAUCUAUCCAAUCAGAAGACUGUCAAUAUUAUCCGUACCUGCCCAGUGCUUACAGCCUGAACGAGCGGUAUGAGCAGGUACCUACCCACUCACUUACCGAUACCUUCUACCUAUACAAGUGUAUUUGCGUAUCUUGGGCAGAUCAGAAAUCCUUUGAAGAGGGCAAGAAGACAUCACAUCAUGGCGAAUCCAACUCUGACGCAGCGUGGGUUUGCCAAGUACUUGGGUCGUACAUACAUCAGAUCAGAUCAGAGACCAUGACAAGCAACGAAAUCUGGAGAGGAAUAUCAUCGGCUCCCGAGAACCGCGCGGCAACGACCCGUAUCCAAACCACACACCAUCCACCCACUUACCCACACACCCCGUUCCUUGAAAAAGCUCUCGCAAACAGGGAGGGGCCUUGUAAUUCUUCCUCUCUAUCGAUCGACACGUUCUCUUAUGAAUCUCACUCCAUACUACACAGACAAUACGCACGGGAGUACGUACAUGGUAUCCGUACCCUCUACCACGGCACUCGAAUCUCUGGGCCUUUCCGGGGGAAAUCUGAACUCUCCCAAGGUCCUUCCCUCUUUCCCGCUGCGAACAACAAUAAGCGCAUUUCUAAAUCGGCAUACACAAACCCACUACACCAUAUUUACAGGGACAUUCCUUACAUCUCACGGAAAUAUGGCAGUAAAGGUCCCCCUGUCCGCGUCUGGAAGAAACCGAAAACCUCUCGGCAGUCAAAAUCUCGGCUUCUCAUGAAGAAUUUCCCCCCUAAGCCAGCCAGCCACCGCCAUCCGCCGUCCAGACCCUGCCCGAACUGCCGCCAGGACCGGAAACGACGUCUGUUUGUGGCGUUGUUCUGGGGGUCAGAAGUGACACCACGUGGGACGGGAGGCCCUGACGUUGACUGCUUCUGGUCACUUCUCACAUCAAAACAUUCCAUCGCCCAGAACCAGGUUCAACACCUUUUGUCCCCUGUUCUCCACAGGCGCCCCUUCUCUUCGACUACUGCGUACCCAUUCAUCUGCUCAGCUCACCGAGUAUUCAUUCUCAUGGCUUUGUUAUGUCAUUCAGUGGAUGAUGGGGUGUACUUCCUCCUCUCAAUCUCCCCUCCCACUUCUGUCUCGACGCCUCCUGGCACAUGUCAUGUCAUUCAUGUUAUAGACUUUCACGUUGUGGGCGAAGAAAAAAAUGUGGCUCAAAUAAUUCUUGAAACUUCAAUCUUUGAAACUUCAAGUCUGGGUUCAUCAGAUUUCUUGAAUCCUCCGCCGCCGCCUCCUGGUGGUAUUUCGCCUUGUAUGGCUACUCGAGGAUUCCAAGCCCCCAUCCCGAUUUCCCAAGAAUGUGUAGUAACAGUGGUAAAAUGCCAAAAAUACGACUCCGAUAUUGUCGUCUACUUCUCUUUCCCUCCUCCAAGAAGACUGAUCGGAACGCUUCACGUCUUCAUGACGUGUGCUUUUUCUCUUGUUCCUCGCCGGAAAACACCAUCUCUUCUGCCAUUCGCAGACAAGGAAGAAGUAGUUGAAGGAAAUGAUAAGACGUUUGCUUUGGUAACGAUCGACUGUCGGUCUGCGGUUGCUCGCUCCAAAGGCGUGUCUUGUGGCGUCCUAUUUGUGUGA